CACAGGGAGAGCAUAGCCACGGGCGCGGGGAGUCCUCUGUGCCCGCUUCCUGGUGAGGUCCUCUGACCGUCCAGAAAAUGUUUGAGAGUCCGCCUGCUGAGGCCAAGGGGCUGACCCUCGCUCCCCGCCCAGGGCCCAACCGAACCUGGAGAGCGGGUGCCAGCCGCGAGUGAGGCGCCAGGACAGGAAGGGCCACCAGGCCUCUCAGGAUCAGCCUUCCUCGCCACCGUUCUCACCUCUUUGUCUGCCGCCUUCUCCUCAAUGCCUAGCAGCGCGUACAGGUCCAUCUGUAAGAGCUCCUUGGUCACCGCCAUGGUUCCAACCCUGACUGGAUUCGUACUACAACUCCCAAGAGUCUAAGCGUGAGUGGGGACUGCUAGCUGCGAGUGGCGCUUAGCCCCCUGGGAAUUGUCGUGUUAUGAGUCAGGCUUGACUGACUCAGAGGGAGGCCGACAGUAGUGAGUGAACUACGACUCCCAGCAGCCGCCGCUCCCGCCGCUGCCUUCCUCGUGCUGGGGGUUGGGGGAGCAUCCGGAUUCCCCGCCCAGGCCACAGCUGGACCGCGCGAGUGGGCGUGUAGGGCAGGGCAGGGUUGGGUGAGGGUCCUGGGGGCUCUGGACCUGGCCGACGAGACCUCCCUUCUGCCGAUCUGCCGCGCUGGGAGCCACGAUGGAGAGCCGGUGCUACGGCUGCGCUGUCAAGUUCACCCUCUUCAAGAAGGAGUACGGCUGUAAGAAUUGUGGCCGGGCCUUCUGUUCUGGCUGCCUCAGCUUCAGGGCAGCAGUGCCUCGGACUGGAAACACCCAACAGAAAGUCUGCAAGCAGUGCCACGAGGUACUGACCAGCGGGUCUUCUCCUACCAAUGACUCCAAGUGGUCACCACCUCAAAACUAUAAGAAGCGUGUGGCAGCCUUGGAAGCCAAGCAGAAGCCCAGCACUCCCCAGAGCAAGGGACUGACCCAACAAGACCAGGUCAUAGCUGAGCGCCUAGCACGGCUUCGCCAGGAGAACAAGCCCAAGUUAGUACCCUCGCAGGCAGAGAUAGAGGCACGGCUGGCUGCACUGAAGGGUGAACCCCAGGGUUCCAUCCCUUCUACCCAGGAGAUGGAGGCACGGCUUGCUGCAUUGCAGGACAGAGUUCCACCCUCUCAGAACCCCCAGCCGGCACAUCAGACACCAGACACCAGGACCCAGGCCCAGCAGGCACAGGAUCUGCUAACGCACCUGACGGCUGAGGUGGCUAUUGAUAAAAGCUGGGAACGAAGAGGCCCAGCUGCCUCUCUCCAGAAUGACCUGAGCCAGGGUGGGCCAGGGAGCCAGAGCACUAAUUCCAAGGGGCAGGCCAGCUGGUCCCUGGACAAAGAGAAAAGCAGACUGCUGGCGGAGGCAGCAGUUGAGCUGCGAGAGGAGAACACGAGGCAGGAGCGGAUCCUGGCACUUGCCAAGCGGCUGGCCGUGCUGCGGGGACAGGACCCCGAUAGAGUGACUCUCCAGGACUAUCGCCUCCCAGACAGUGAUGAUGAUGAGGAUGAGGAGACAGCCAUCCAGAGAGUCCUGCAGCAGCUCACUGAAGAAGCUGCUCUGGAUGAGGCAAGCGGCUUUAACAUCCCUGCGGAGCCAGCUCCCCGACCCCGGGCCCAAGCCUACAGGGCAGAGCCUGAGGCCCAGGCUGUGGACCCCAGGCCUGAGGCUGAGGAGGAGGAGCUCCCCUGGUGCUGCAUCUGCAAUGAAGACGCCACCCUGCGCUGUGCUGGCUGUGAUGGAGACCUCUACUGUGCCCGCUGCUUCCGGGAGGGCCAUGAUGCCUUUGAUCUUAAAGAGCACCAGACAUCUGCCUACCGCCCACUGCAUGUAAGCUGAGAGCACUGAGGAAACUGUGGUCCUCCCAGCAAGGCAGUCCCACAGGCCAGGGCACCACCUCUGGGCCCAGCCUCAGGGUAUCCAGUGGAAGAGCAUGUCUGGCUAAACUGCUGUUGGAUACACCCCUUCCUGAGCCUCCGUAUCCCUGGAAAGAGGAAAGAGUCUCCAUUGGAAAUGAUGACUAGAGGAGCCAGGGGAAGGAAAAGUAGGGGCCCUCCUACUAGAAGCCCAGACUGGGAGUGAGAAGCAUGAUGGGGAAAGACCAGACUGAUCUAAGAUGAGCCCUGUAACCUCACUCAGGGCCCAGGACCAUCUCCUGGCACUUAGUGGAUCUAAUAAAGUAUCUGCUUCAUUGGUUCAUUGGG
Molecule: messenger RNA, 2225 nt
Organism: Propithecus coquereli (Coquerel's sifaka)
Lineage: Eukaryota; Metazoa; Chordata; Mammalia; Primates; Indriidae
Gene: ZFYVE19
Product: zinc finger, FYVE domain containing 19
Exons: 11
Coding region: 670-1860 (396 amino acids)
Biological process (GO): abscission; mitotic cytokinesis checkpoint signaling
Cellular component (GO): centrosome; cleavage furrow; midbody
Molecular function (GO): phosphatidylinositol-3-phosphate binding; metal ion binding
Source: RefSeq, a predicted model, not a curated record